This is a messenger RNA of Capsella rubella, 1593 nucleotides long. RefSeq names its product cytochrome b561 and DOMON domain-containing protein At2g04850. The transcript is spliced from 2 exons. Bases 154 to 1368 code for a protein of 404 amino acids. The record is from RefSeq and is a predicted model, not a curated record. NCBI's taxonomy places the organism in Eukaryota, Viridiplantae, Streptophyta, Magnoliopsida, Brassicales, Brassicaceae.
GAAAAAUCAUAAUUUCUCAACUCAUAAAGAUAUAAAAUACAAAAAGGCGUCACUGAUGUUUUUGUAGCAAUCAUAUUUUCUUAACUUUCACUACACAUAUAAAAAGCCCAAUUCUAUUAACUAGAAAAAAAAAAACAGAGAUGAUCAAAAACAAUGGCGACUUUGAUUCUAACAUUCUUGCUUCUUCUUUUAGCAACAAAGCUUCCGGAAUCACUAGCAGGUCACUGCACCACCACGACGGCGACGAAAAGCUUCGAGAAAUGCAUCUCUCUCCCGACACAGCAAGCUUCAAUCGCGUGGACGUACCAUCCACACAACGCUACUCUUGACCUUUGUUUCUUUGGAACUUUCAUCUCACCUUCCGGGUGGGUUGGGUGGGGGAUUAACCCGGAUUCUCCCGCGCAGAUGACUGGUUCUCGGGUGCUCAUCGCCUUUCCGGAUCCGAAUUCCGGUCAGCUCAUUCUCCUUCCUUAUGUUCUUGACUCCUCUGUUAAGCUCCAGAAGUCUCCUCUGCUUUCUCGUCCGCUUGAUCACAUCCGUCUCUCUUCCUCCUCUGCUUCCCUCUAUGGUGGUAAAAUGGCUACCAUCCGAAAUGGCGCUUCUGUUCAGAUUUACGCCUCGGUAAAGCUCUCUUCGAACAAUACCAAGAUCCACCAUAUUUGGAAUAGAGGGCUUUAUGUCCAAGGUUACUCUCCUACUAUUCAUCCCACUACUUCCAUCGAUCUCUCCUCCUUCUCAACCUUUGAUGUCACUUCAGGAUUUGCAACGGUUAACCGAAACAGCGGUUCUAGAGCUUUGAAAGUGACUCACGGAGUACUAAACGCGGUGGCAUGGGGCUUUCUCCUCCCGGCAGGAGCAGUAACAGCUCGAUACCUUCGCCAAAUGCAAUCAAUCGGACCAACUUGGUUCUACAUUCACGCAGCCAUACAGCUAACCGGUUUCCUCCUUGGAACCAUUGGUUUCUCCAUUGGGAUCGUGCUCGGCCGAAAUUCUCCAGGAGUGACCUACGGGUUACAUAGGAGCCUCGGGAUAGCUACGUUCACUGCAGCUGCACUACAGACGCUGGCUUUACUGUUCAGACCAAAGACGACCAACAAGUUCCGGAGAUACUGGAAGUCUUACCAUCAUUUUGUCGGGUACGCGUGUGUGGUGAUGGGUGUGGUGAACGUGUUCCAAGGGUUCGAGGUUUUGAGGGAAGGAGGAUCAUACGCGAAGCUUGGUUAUUGUAUGUGUUUGGCGACGUUGAUUGGUGUCUGCGUAGCCAUGGAAGUGAACUCAUGGGUUGUGUUUUGUCGCAAGGCUAAAGAAGAGACGAUGAAGAGAGAUGGUUUGGCUGAAGAUAGAUGCAGCAGUGGGAUUCAUAGUUAGGUCUUGAGUCCUAAUUAUAAGAAAGACAGAGAGAGAGACGGUACACCUUUUAUAUAUCCUUGCUUAGCACCUAAAAAAAUCUCAUGUACAAUGUACAUUUUUUAGGUGUUCCAUCACUGUUCAUAUAAGAUCUAGAUCUUGAUUUUGUUAUGUUUCAAUAUGCUAAAAGAUCAGAUAUGAGUGUUUUUUCACAUAAUUUAUGGACAGUAUAGGAUCGGGUUCAAA